AAUGCAUCUACUCAAGCUACAAAAUCUCCAGACGGUGUUAAUAGAAGUGAACAUUUUGCUCCUCAGUCAGGUGACACACAGACUUUUGCACAGAAGCUUCAGCUCCGGGUGCCUUCAGUGGAGUCUCUGUUUAGAAGUCCAAUAAAGGAAUCUCUGUUCCGAUCUUCUAAAGAGUCUUUGGUACGAACAUCUUCCAGAGAGUCCCUGAAUCAACUUGACCUGGAUUGUUCUGCUGCCACCUUUGACCCACCUUCUGAUAUGGAGAGUGAGGCUGAAGAUGCCACGGGGAAUUCAGACAGUCUUAACAGAGAACAGUUGAUUCAACGAUUGCGAAGAAUGGAGCGAAGCUUAAGUAGCUACAGAGGAAAAUAUUCUGAG
Messenger RNA from Nannospalax galili (Upper Galilee mountains blind mole rat), 378 nucleotides. RefSeq names its product golgin subfamily A member 4-like. Gene Ontology annotation, cellular component: Golgi apparatus. NCBI's taxonomy places the organism in Eukaryota, Metazoa, Chordata, Mammalia, Rodentia, Spalacidae. The transcript has 2 exons. Gene Ontology annotation, molecular function: small GTPase binding. The annotation marks the transcript as partial. Gene Ontology annotation, biological process: Golgi vesicle transport. The record is from RefSeq and is a predicted model, not a curated record.